Spirometra erinaceieuropaei is the source of this 9708-nucleotide messenger RNA. The record is from the annotation of a GenBank genome assembly. NCBI's taxonomy places the organism in Eukaryota, Metazoa, Platyhelminthes, Cestoda, Diphyllobothriidea, Diphyllobothriidae.
AUGUACAAACGGUCCAGGCGAAACACUACUGGACGACGCCAGCGACUGGUAGAUCUGUUCUAUCGAAUGGACACAAAUCACGACAGGAUUUUAAGCUGUCAAGAGGUAAACUGCUAUCUGCGUCAAAAUGGAUACGACGAGGCUUCGAUCAUGGUUAGUUGUCCUUGGGUCAAUGAUUUUGAAAAGAACAUUUUAUAUUAAAUUCUCAUGUUUGACAGAAAGUAUAAAUGACAAUUUAAUCUUUAUCUACGUGAUACCAUUACAAAAUUCGUUAGCUUUGGGAAACUCGGUUAUAUUUUCUGGAACAUCUCGUUAUCCUGCCUUUACCCCCGAGUGCCUUCAAGUUGUGUAAGGGAAGAUGCACACAGUAACUGUUAUAUAUGCCACUACUAAACAAGCAUGACUGUGGGGGCAAGUCCUCGAGUUCCCAACGUAUAAAUGACUGAGGACAAAGAGCACUCUUUCGAGGGUAACUCGUUGGCCCUUGCAAUCGAAGUAGCAGUCUUCCCGUUUUGCUUGGUCAUGUUUCCACUAUGACAAUCGGGAGUCCAAUUUCUGACACUGUCCUGCUGGGGACGUUACAAAAUGCUCUUUUAAGAAAGAGUUUACUAACUGCCAAUGAAUGUACCUGGCGGAGUUAGUGUUAACUGGUUAACAUUUCCUCCUUAUAGUCAGCGGUUAGCCCAAAAGAUCCUCUAUCCCUUCGCCAUCUUCUGAACGGGGCAUGCUGCAGGAUGUGGAUGACUUUGUGCGUUAUGUCAGAAUGAACUUCUCAGGGGUGCCAUCUAUGACGUUUUUUGGUGAACAAAUAAUAAUUAUCUUUAAGUCUACACAUUCUGUAUGAUCUAUGUAAGCGGUUACGUCAACCAGCGCAAAACUUUUCCUAUGGCUUUUUGUGUGUAGAAAAUUGGGUUAUUUGCAGCUACGCAGGCGUCUCUGAACUAAAAGAUUUGACAAAUUUCCUCGUUUUUGCCAUCUAAAAUAUAAAGGUAACUUUGCAAAGGAUGUGUGCUGAUUGUUCUAGUUGGAUAAUUGACCAAAUAUUUUGUCAACCUCUAUUUUGCAGUGAACAUUGGAUCGGUCCCGAAUUCUAGGUGCUGUUGCCUGACCAUACCAGCGUUGUUUCUGAAAGGCGUCCUCGUCCAGAAUAAAAUUGCACUAUAGUUCGCACUAAUUAUGGGCGCGGAGUAAAGUCAUGCUUCAUAUGAAGUGACUGAUUCGAAUUUCGAAUCCUAUUCCGCCUCUAGAAAGCAAUGGAACGGUAAAGUGCAGGACAAGUUUUUUAUUAUAUGAAACCAAUACUCUUACCUUCUUUUGUUAAUAAAGUAUUUAAAUACAAUAAUAUUGACACCUCUCCCACUUCUGUAUUUGUCGUGCAUAGGGGUUCUGGCAGACAUUUGACCGAAACCGCGACGGUCAAAUCACGGCGGAGGAGUACAACAGAGUUCUGGCCAGGCUACCGGAUGACAGCCUCGAGUAAGUCCGCUACUCCUGCAUCUUCUCAGAAUACUGCUUCUUAAAUUCAUACCACGCUCUAGUUUUCGCUGAGAAAAGGACUUUCGCACUCAUUUUCAGUUUUGGCGAAGAAGUGGUACUGAUAUAAAACGUCUACUUUGAAUAGUACUUGACAGAAGGGUUGGCGUGCUCAAGUUAAAUGCCCCUCUGCUGACUUCCGAUCAAACUGAACAGUCAAAUGCAGCAAUGUUUUCUGUCUACCUCGGUUGCGGAACUAAACAAACACACGAAAGUUCGACCGUCUUGACCGGCGAUGUCCACCGUGUGUUCCACAGUAGAACAAAAGCAGGCACGGUAGCUUACGCGUGAUCUCCUUCAUAGUGAUAGUAGACUUUAGCCGCACCCACCGCACUCUCUCCUCCUCCUCCUCCUCCUCCUCCUCCUCCUCCUCCUCUUCCUCCUACUCUCCCAACUACCUGGACCAAAGCAUAGUCAAGAAGAUCGGAGGUGGGAGAGGGCGCAGGAGGCUGGGGCGGCCAGGCUUAAAACCUAGGCGUACCACUGCACUCCUUGGCCCACAAAAAACACUUGACCGGGAUUUUGUACACCAAGAAAUUAAAAGGGGGGGGACUGUUUGGAACCCAAAUUGACGCGGCGAGAGCCUGCAAGUGGGCCUGGAACAACAACCCCGGUCCACAAUUCACACUGACCAGGAUUUAGACCCUAACAAAAAAUACGGGCGACGGCUGACGCGGUCAGAGCCGCUGCUGGUCGUGCCUCGAUACCUAGUUCGAAUCCCACGGUGUGGGAGUGCCACCUACGUGCAAGGUGUAAAUUGUGUCUGUGUUGUGUGAUGAGGGCUGAUGUUGGCGCACGGUGCAGAUGCUCGUGAGGAGAUUCGAUGGUGUGGUAUGUCUGGCGGGGAUUUACCGCUGGCUCUAGGGAAUGCAUUUGUGGCUGAAGAGGCCAGUGCUGUGGCUGAAUGCGCGAGGACAAUGAGGGUACUUGGGGCAAGUGCGUGUGGUGUAUGUUGGUGCUCGAGGCACUGAUUCGCCAGGCCGACCCAGACACACACACACACCCCCACACGGUUUGACAGUUGCGCCCUGCCGCGUCCACUGUGUGCCCCACAGCGAGGCGAGAAGAAGGACGGUGGUUUGAACGUGAACUAGGUUAUAGUGAUGGCAGACGUGAGCUGCAUCUAGCGCACUUUCACCUCCCUCAUCCGGCGGAACCCGUUGUCAAGACGGAGACAAGAAGACCGGAGGUAGGGUCGGGUGCAGUGGAUGGCAAAGUUAGACAGCUCGUCUGUGCGUGCCACACACGCCCGGUUCGCGCACAGAGGACCGGCUGGGAUUCCAGCUGUUUCAGUUUUCGAUUUCAGUUUAUUUGAUGGAAACAUAGGUGUUGAGCCAUUGAACACCCUGUUUGUUCCGAGGAAGCGAAUUAUAUCAAAAAUUUGAAAAUGGAAACACCAAACAGCUACAGAAGUUUUUUUUUCAAAUUGGAAAACUUUUCGAAACCGGUCAGAUAACCGAGUUGUUCCAAGUGUUCAAAAACCUUAACAUCACUAAAUGUGCUGUACAGUAGUCGGUCUGUGAAUCAUUGGCGCGACCUCAGUUUCUGAGGGAGGCGCAUUGAACGUCAACACUAAUUCAACGGAUUUGUGUAAUAAAAACAAACGUUACUGAAAUACGGGCAGUAAUAUAAUAACAUUAUAAAACCGUCAAAACGGAAUGCUAAGACGAUAUCAAUCAGGUGACAAUAUGGCGUUUAUUGGUAUACUGGUAUAACUUGCGCUUAAAAGCCUCGAAGCAUGUGGGCAUGACGACAUCUGCAGGCGGAGCAUUCAAAGCCUCGGCCCCUCUGCUUAAAAAGAAGAACUUCCACAUGUCCAGCCUGGCGCCAGUCACACGUAGUUUAGGUGGAGGUUCGUUGUGGUUGCUAAUUCAAAGAAAUCAGCAGGUAAGAGACAGCAGUCCUGGCUGCGCAUUAUACGGAAUGUUAGUAUAAGGUCGCUUCUUAGCUGUCUGUAACUCAGUGGAAAAAGGCCGAGAUUGGACAAUAGUGUUUCAUAGGGUAGUGAACCCUGUCCACUUACGAGUUUGGUUGCCCGCCUUUGGACUUUCUCAAGGAUGCUGAGAACUUUAGAGGUCCAGGGUUUCCACGCCUGAAUAGCGAACUCUAACUGUGGCCGUACGAAAGUCCGAAAGACUUUAACGAAGCAGUCCUCAUCGAAGAUAGGGAAAGCUCUCUUGACAAGAUAAAGGACUGACAUCGCGGACUUGGCUACCUUGGAGCAGUGGAGCGACGGUUUAAGUGAAGCCGUGACCCACACACUCAAGUCUUUCUGGGCGUCUACCUCCUGCAGUGUUUAUUCAUUUAGGUGGUAAACCCUCCGGCUCAGGGAUCGGGUUUCACCGACUCGUAAAACAUUGCACUUAGUUAUAUUAACUGGCAAAAGCCGGUCCUGUGACCAAUUUUCGAGCCGGUCCAGGUUUGCCUGAAAACGCCCUUCGUCAAGUUCAGCUCGGAUGAGGCUCCAAACGUUAACAUCAACAGCGAACAUGGCGAUACUACACUUCAGUUCACUGGCGCAGUCGUUAGCGUAUAUAAUGAAUAGGGUAGGGUCAAGGACGGAGCCUUGAAGAACACCGCCUUCAACCGCCACCUACGUCAACUCCCUCUCACCGACGUAGACAGUGUGAGAGCGACCGAUAAGGAAGCUUUGUAUCCACAUCAGGAGAUUACCCCUAAUGCCCGUUCGGAUUAAUCUGUACAGGAGACGCUGAUGUGGUACACUGCCAAAUGCUUUCUUAAAGUCGACGGAGACUGCGUGCACUGCAUUGCCGCCAUCGACUGCUCGGGUCCAGCGUUUUACACAACAAAGGAGGUUUGUCAUGCAUGAUCUGCCUCUACGAAGUCCGUGCUGGACAUCGCACAGCAAAUUAUACUGUCCUAGGAAGCGCAUUAUUUCUAGCUUAAUUAUUUUUGGCCAUAACUUUGCAGCAAAUUGAAGUAAGGCUGAUUGGUCUGUAGUUGCUUGCUAAGACCUUACUGCUGCCUUCAUAAAUUGGCGUGAUCCCUGCAUAUUUCCAAUCGGCGGGUAAAUAGCCUGCUUCCAACGAAGCUUGGAAGAGCAUCGACAGAGGUUUAGAUAGUUAUCCAGCGAUCUCCUUCAACAAUUUGGGCGGUAUGUCAUCCGGCACAGGUGAUUUAGAAUUAUUCAGCGUCAACAGUUCUUUGCAAACAGUAGGUUCGGCGAAAGAGCAACUCAAUCGUUGGCCUGUCCACUAUGUUGCAGUCGGGAGGAAUAAAUGCGGUUUCCUUCGAAAAGAUGGACUUAGACAUUGUGAAAAGUGCUCUGCCUUUCUUCGCCUUCACUGAGUUCCAGAUCGUCGCUGGCUUUCAAUAAUGGGGUUGGGUCUCUGUUUCGCGUGCUCCCUCUUAUAUAACCAUAGAAUAACUUCGGAUUUUCUGCGGCUCGAUUCAGUAGGUCUUUCACGAUAGUACGCCGCGUUCCGAGAAUAAGUUUCUUAACUAGGUUCCUCUGUGCCUUGUAUGCAUUUAUCAACAGAGCUCCUAUCUCAGAGGAAUUUCCUUCAUAACCUCCGCUUUGUAUUCAUUUCUUUUUUAAAGCUCGUGAUAUCCGCGGGAGUCUGCUGUUCAGUUUCUUCCGUGAAAUAGGACAGCAGUCACGGAGAACAACGAGCAAUAACUCACUAAAGCACUCUUAAUCCUUGAUUAUGUCACCGGAGAAAGCUGUUCCCAGAUUGUGGUGUUUAGUUCAGCUUUCAUUUGGGCAAAGUCGCCAUUGCAGCCUGUCUCUCUGUCCUGGGGGAGGAACGGGUUAUCCCAUCAACUGGCAGAAUUUAUAUGUCCCUGCUUGAGUCAGAUUAUUUAUAGUAAGAAAUACGCUCCAAGUAUCAUGGUGAUGGAGUCCUCGACGUCGAUCUCGUUCUCUCUUCCCUCUCCCAUACGCCAGUCUACUGUCUGAACUGGUCAGCCAUAUGAUGAGGGAAUUGGACGUAAGUGGCUGACAAAGCUGAAUAGUCCGUCUGAGCGUUCCUCACACGACCUAGCUCCCAGCACAAAGUACUGGGUUUUCGCACAAAAUUCCCAUUUGGACAGGAGCUAGGCAUAUAACCUUCACAGGUUGCAUUAUGACGAGUAAUCGACAAUGAGGAAAGUGGCCAGCAAAGCGUGAAAGUUUAAAAUGGACAUUUCAGAUUUAUUCCUAUUCUCGAAGAGCCAAGAGGUCCAGCAAUUCAACUUCUGAUUUGCUGACUAAUGUCCAAAGAGUCAAGGUCCACAUCGGCAUCCUACCGAAGUUGAGCUGAGCAUUGCUAGCUGACGACGCUGACUAGGCCAGAAAUGAUAAUUCCGAAUCUGCCUGCAUUGUCGGUGCUUUUCCCAGCUUUAGAAGUUUCUGUCGAUAGGGGGCUCGCGUCGUUGAAAAAGGAGAAGGGGUUGGUCUAUUACUCGUCGUUUUAAACGGUUGAUAAACCCACGCGUUCCAGAAAAAUUCAUAGCAGGUCGUCGAUAGUAUGGCUUCACUAACAAUCAGCAAUCGCGUUAUACAACGAUACAUCCAGCACUCCGAAAAACAGCUGAGUCCUGUCUUUAUCUGUGCUUUCUCGCAGCGACUCAGUGGAGCACGUUCAAAUGGAAACUAUCGGUUUCUAGCUUGUUUGGAAAAAUUUACGAAACAAUGAAGGAACGCAGGGUGUUGGGGAAAAUAUAUCCCUUGCAGUCGACACCUACUCAUAGUUUCGAUUUGGUAAGAUAUUCACGCUGUAAAUAUUCCUACGAAAGACGAGUUAUUUAAUUUCAGAUUGCCUUUUUAAAGUCUAAAGUUCAGCCCCAUUUUUUCUGCUUCCAUCCGCAACCACGUAACAAAUCGUUGCGCUGCCUCUGAGGAAUCCAGAACCGAAGUUUGUGUCGCGAAGCAGUCGAAGAUUGACCAGACUAGUAGCUGGACUUUUACUUAGCAAUUCUGCUUGGGGUAAGAAGAAUUUUUGAGAAUAAAACCCCAGUUAGUCCAUAUCCGUCAACGGAAUAAUCACUACACACGUCAGCCUCCACCGGCAUGUUCCCUUCUUAGGGAAACAAUUUACUGGUGAUUUCUGGCGACAAAUACAAUCUGUAAGUAGGGCUACUCUCUGCAGGAUGAUGGACACGAAUGAAAGUGAAUGGCGUUAACUCACGUGGGCGUAGUUGCGAAACGGAAGGCUUCACUCCAGGGCUAAGCGGAAUGUCUGCACGUCGUCCUGCAAACCGGCCAGAUCGGUGACACAACCCACACGCGACUUUAGACACUUGCGAUCGUAUCCAACGGAGCGUAAACCGGUUGCUCCACUGUAAGAUAGUUAAGUUCCAUGGCUAACAGGAUCCGGCGUCGGAUUUCACAUCCUUCUGGUCUGAUGUCUGGUUAUAGACGGUUUAGAAUAAUAAAUAUGUCCGAAGUAGACAUACCAAUCCCUUCCGUCUUUGUCAAUAAGCAUUUCGGUGAUCCCAUUCCCGUCGUCUGCUAAUACAUCCAGUUUCUGGCUGAGGACUACCUGCACAGGCACGGGUAAGUCAGCUUUCCUACCUCGCGAAGUUACCUAGGAUGCUCCUCGUUACGCCCGGCCAGUUGCAGACGCCGCAAAUCUCUGUAUUAUAUGCUGUGGACAAUGAAAUAAACACCGGAUCAAGGGAAUUGUACUGCUGACGUUUCAGAGACCAUGGUUGGCUCUCCAUUGUCAAAGCAUUUAGUACAAAAAUUGACCAGAAUUUUAGACAAACGGCCGAAUUAAUUGGGCUUGGGCUGAUCGAUUUUUUUCUUCUUUCGCAGCCUUGGCCGUCUGACCGUCGUCUGUGAAGGUUGGUGGCCUCCUGUGUUGUGUGUCGUCACCUCAGUCGGGGUCGGUUAUGUUUGUGUCGCCCGUUUUGGGUGAAUUAGUCGACGGACCAUGUUUGCUCGGUAUUCCUAAGCUCCGUAUGAUCGUGUUGUCCUAGUUAUGGCGUACGUAGUGACGUAGGCCUUUAUAGGCCGCAGGAAGGCUUAUAUGUCUGUUGGUGAAGUUGGCGUCUAAGUACCAAGCCUCAAGUGAGGCGUUCCGCCCUUGAAGUGCCCCGGCCUAAGACAGUUGCUCCUUGAAAGUCAAAACUGUGCCACCCACCGAAACUUCAGCAGUUGUUCAUCAAAUACGUUGUUACGAUGGAGACUGCAACUACGUUGGGGAAACCGGACGGGUAUUUUAGACCCGCCUACAUGAGUAAAAACUGGAAACUCGGAGACUAGGCCCAAACCCACAGCUUGCGACUCACACUGGAGAAACUGGCCUCAGUUUUGACUUUCAAGGAGCAACUGUCUUAGGCCGGGGCACUUCAAGGGCGGAACGCCUCACUUGAGGUUUGGUACUCAGACGCCAACUUCACCAACAGACAUAUAAGCCUUCCUGCGGCCUAUAAAGACCUACGUCACUGCGUACGCUAUAACUAGGACAACACGAUCAUACGGAGCUUAGGAAUACCGAGUAAACAUGGUCCGUCGACCAAUUCACCCAAAAUGAGCGACAAACGCAACCGACCCCAAUUGAGGUGACAACACACAACACAGGAAGCCACCAACCUUCACAAACGACGGUCAGAGGACCAAGGCUGCGAAAGAAGAAAAAAAAUCGAUCAGCCCAAGUCCAACUACUUCGGCCGUUUAUCCAAAAUCCUGGUUGAUUUUUGCACUAAACGCUUUGCCAAUGGAGAGCCGACCAAGCUAUCCGAAACGUAAGCAGUACAAUUCUCUUGAUCCGGUGAGCACUUCAUUUUUCUCAGCUUACCGACCCGGAUCGCUUACGUUAGCUAACCUGUAUUAUAUCCGUCCAUUAUGAGCUAGUCAUACUAAUCGGCCAAGUAAAGGGAGGCGUGGAUACUCUUUUGCCAAGGAAGACAUUCAGACGCAUUUUCCAGGGAGGAGGGCGUGGUGUUUGGGGUCUUCCAAUAGCUGUAAACGUUAAGACAGCUUCCUUUAGUCAGACAAGAGUACUUUAAGAUAUACGCACUAACUACGUAAACAGCAUCAGAAUAAGUCUUGGGAGCAGAGCCCCACAGCGCUGUUACUGAUUGUUCACUUGCGGAAAAGGUAGUUCAGAAACCCUAAGAAGAUACUGUUUCUCUGGACGACGGUCGAGUACGUAAGCCUCCGGCUUUGUUGCGAUAACAGGCCCGCUUAUUCGAUUUAGGUGGGAGUGUUAUAUUAGAGUUACUCUUCUGGCUAGGCUUAAAUGAUUACAUUUACAGUCAUGCUCGGGGUUAGGCUCAAAGUUAUAGUUAACCUAAUAUUGCGGUUAGAAAAAGGAUUAGAGUUGGGGUUGGGGUUACGCUUGCCUGCCGCAUACCGUCUCACUCAAUCUAGCCUUCUUCAACCAAUAACCAUAGAUUACCUGUGUUUCACCCCUUUACACACUCCUAGUUCGCAUAUUUUAAUCUGCGCGACCUGAAGUAAUAAAAAAAACAUACGGCAGAAAUGCGAGUCUUCUCAAUGCCUUCUACAGGUUUCGUCACUUGCCGCUGUAAUCUGCCCUACUGGUAGGAAAAAUCCUAACACACUUCCCAUUUUACUGGGAUACCUAGGUCUUAUUUUGUCACUGGGUUCAAACGUCUAAUCAUUUCCAUUUUUUAUUGUGAUCGAACUCAGUCCCAUAGACAUCUCAUUAUAUCGCUAAGUCAUCAACAUUUGGGGUCUUCCCAACCUGCUUUAUGGCAUACUAUCAUAAUAGAACGUCACAAUUCACUCGACAUUUCAGAUAAAACCGCAGGCAACGCUUUGUUUUUCUUUUAAGGAGAUCGAGCCAAGGCCAUUCAUAUCAUCCUUUUGCACUGAUAAAGAGGACUCCUUCAAAGUCGCUUGAGGUCGCUUCUAUCGGCAUAACUCGGUCAUCUGGCUGAAUAAUAUGCUGACAUCUAUACAUAUACAUGUCCAAUGCGUCGGUUCGGCUCGUAAUAUAGGCUUGGUAGAAGAAGGUGACUCAGGCAAAAUCUUUUUUCUUCGUUUUCAGCGGCGACAGACUUCGGAGAGUGUUUAACCAACUGGACACUAAUGCAGACGGGCGCAUCGACACGACUGAAGUCCAAGGCAUUCUGUUGGCACUUGCAGACCCAGCAAACGAAGAACUCCUGCGUACACUCUUUCAACUUAAUGGUCUAUCACUGGACGCUGGGUUGACCUAUGAGCAAUUCAUAACCUUAUUCUCCGAUCCUGUCUUUGUGUGA